Messenger RNA from Megachile rotundata (alfalfa leafcutting bee), 432 nucleotides. RefSeq lists its product as uncharacterized. NCBI's taxonomy places the organism in Eukaryota, Metazoa, Arthropoda, Insecta, Hymenoptera, Megachilidae. The record is from RefSeq and is a predicted model, not a curated record.
AUGAGGUUGCCAACAUUCGACGGGAAAAUAGAAGAAUGGGCCUCUUACUUUGACAGCUUCUCUUCUAUGAUAGAUCAAAACACAGAUUUAACACUCGUUCAGAAACUCCAAUAUCUAAGAUCGACAUUAACGGGAAGGGCCGCCGCGUGCAUCCAGUGUCUUAGCACUACAGAUGCUAAUUACGUAGGCGCGAUAGAACUUUUGAAGGAGAAGUUCGAUUGCAAGCGGCGAAUUCUGUUAAAACAUUGUGACGGAAUUUUAGCGGUUCCAAAAUUGACAAAAGACACCCCGACAGCAUUAGGAGAACUAGUAGACACUGUCCGCCAAAACCUACGGUCUUUAAAAAAUUUACAAGUAGAUACAACAUCUUGGGAUUGCAUUUUGAUAGCCAUAAUCCUUUCAAAAAUAAGUGCUGACACCGCAUGGCACUAG